UUAAAGAGGUGGCGUAACUGGUUAUGCAAGAAGUGGGCAAACACCGCCCAUUAGGUGUAUUGGGGAGGUGACGCACAGAAGCAGCGGAACCACCAAGUUUCACUCACAUAUAUCUUUCUACACCUCGACCACCCGAGGGAACAUUACCAAAUUAAUGACUUCCUUCUGCAAACUUUCCCAAAGGGACUGUCGGAGUUGAGAGAGCAUUAAUGUUUUUCUGCCUCAUGUGUCGGACAUGGCCUCUGCUUCUCCUGGGAGGAUUUGUGCUGUCAGGAGUGCCCCAAAUCUCAUGUAUUGAGAUCUUCGCUCCGACUGAAGUGAACGUGGUCAACGGGACUGAUGUCAAACUCAAAUGCACCUUCCGCUCCAGUCACCCUGUGUCGGCCAAAUCUGUCAUAGUUUCCUGGAACUUCCGCCCACUGAAUGCCAGGAGAGAGGAGUCGGUGUUCUACUUCCACGAGGAAGCGUACCCUCCUCAGAGCGGCCGUUUUAAAGGCCGGGCGGUGUGGUCAGGAGAUGUCACUGGAAAUGACGCCUCCAUCACCCUCCGUGAGGUGCCUCCAACCUUUAACGGCACGUACAUCUGCAACGUACGCAACCGUCCAGACGUGCACGGCAGCAACAAAGAGACCACCCUGAGCGUCGUCAGCACAGCUCCAGCCUUACUCUCCGAGGUUGGCAUCCUGAUCGUCGCAAUCGGCGGCGGCUGCACGCUGAUCCUGCUCCUCCUCGGGAUCUUCGUGACCGUAAAGUUCUGCAAAAAGAAGCGAGUGGGCAACGACAUUGAGAUGCGCGUUCCAGAGCGCGAGCGCAAGGAACCGACCGUGUGUAAACCUGAGGAGGCAGUUCAUCUCAUGCUCGUCAAAGACAAGAAGGAAGUUAUUAGCUCAGAUGAUGAAGCGUCUGAGCCCAGCAGCGGAGAUGAUGAUGAUGUAGAUGAUGGCAGUGAGGACGACGACGACGAUGAUGAUGAUGAUGAUGAUGACAAUGACGAUGAUGAUUAAAUGGGAGACGUUUCUUCUGAGUAUUCAUGACAUGACCCUGCCUAUUAAUUAUUGCCUCAUCAACCAUUUGUUUAUGUUUAUCAAUUUAGGUGCUUGACGAAGAACCUAUUAUAUUUUUAUGUUUGUUCAAAUGUAGUUGACUUUGCCAUCCACUUGCAUCGGGUCCAAGUGAGGCAGCGACCCACCAGAUCCAGCUUGAUUGGAACAUUAUGGUCUGGCGUGUUGCAAGGGUGAAAGAGGACAGUCUGCGUGUUAUUCUUAUUACAUCUGUGUCAUGAACGGCUUGGCUUCUUUAGCUUUAUCCCACUGCAUUCUCUCACUGCUGCUGCUGGGUCAGCGUUAUAUGUCCAUGGUACAACUAACAAGCAGUCUCACACUAAUGCAUAAAAUGUCUGUGUGCUGCUGCCGCUUUGCACUUACUUUGAGACGAGUCAAACACUCAAUCAAAAACACUUCACUUUAACGAAGCUUUUAAGUGCUGCUGCAAAACGACGAUUGUUCUUUUUGUACAUUGGCAACAUUGCACACAUCAUUUUGUAUUCUGAUUUUGUACAUACAAUUGUGUUAGCUACAGGUCUAUAUUUUUAUUAUCUUGUGCUCAUUUGUUUUCAUUUUGAAAUAAAAUAUUUAACAGAGUAAAAUUUAAUCUUGUAAUUGUUAAUAGAAAAAAUAAAACAGUGGGUGAGUUAGACAAAGCCUUAAACCACACCUUUGAUACAUA
Molecule: messenger RNA, 1725 nt
Organism: Nerophis ophidion (straightnose pipefish)
Lineage: Eukaryota; Metazoa; Chordata; Actinopteri; Syngnathiformes; Syngnathidae
Gene: mpzl2b
Product: myelin protein zero-like 2b
Exons: 5
Coding region: 210-1004 (264 amino acids)
Biological process (GO): cell-cell adhesion
Cellular component (GO): membrane
Source: RefSeq, a predicted model, not a curated record